Messenger RNA from Tauraco erythrolophus (red-crested turaco), 1845 nucleotides. The record is from RefSeq and is a predicted model, not a curated record. NCBI's taxonomy places the organism in Eukaryota, Metazoa, Chordata, Aves, Musophagiformes, Musophagidae.
CUUCUGCCUGUAGCUAAAGAGCAGGUGCCCCCACAGAAGGAGGAGCGUGCCGUGAAGGCAGCGGGACAGACCCCUCGUGGGCGGUCUGGCUUCAGCGAUGACAAUUCCAAAUGGCUGGCUCCAGCCAAAGCCAAGAAAAUCCCAUCCAAAGGAAACAACGUGGAGUUAUCCAGUGAUGGUGAGGUGGAAGAGGGCAGCUGGGAGAUGGAGGAGGAGGAUGGGAGCAGCGACGAGAUGGUGGAUGAUUAUGGUGCCUUGUCAUCAGAAGAAGAAGAGUUGCUGCCUAUUGAAAAAGCUGCCCUGAAGCAGAAGCCUGACAGGGGAGGCACCAGUGAAGAUGACAGCGAAGAGGAAGAGGAGGAGGCAGCGAAAGAGGAGGCAAGCAGGCAGAAAACAGGACAGAAGGAAGAAGAGGGCCCAGAUCUGCAGCUCAACCUGGAUAUAGACGAACAAUUUAAACUGCCAACUAACGAACAGAUUGAGAGAGAGGCUGCCGAGCCACCUGACCUGCACAUCAUUCACCAACGCAUCAAGGGCAACAUGGAGGUGCUGCAGGACUUUGGAACGAAGCGGGAGGAAGGGCGCACGCGACAGGAGUACCUCGCGUUGUUGCGCCGGGACAUGGCUGCCUACUAUUCCUACAGUGACUUCUUGCUCCUGAAGCUCAUGGACAUCUUCCCUCUCCCUGAGCUGAUAAACUUCCUGGAGGCCAAUGAGGUUCCCCGCCCCGUGACCAUCCGCACCAAUACGCUCAAGACGCGGCGACGGGACCUGGCACAGGCGCUCAUCAACCGUGGUGUGAAUCUCGACCCCUUGGGGAAGUGGUCGAAAACGGGACUUGUUAUUUAUGACUCCUCUGUCCCCAUCGGUGCCACCCCUGAAUAUCUGGCUGGGCACUACAUGCUGCAAGGAGCCUCCAGUCUCCUCCCAGUCAUGGCUCUGGCACCACAGGAGAAUGAACGCAUCCUGGAUAUGUGCUGUGCCCCAGGAGGCAAGACCAGCUACAUAGCGCAGCUCAUGAAGAACACAGGCAUGAUCUUGGCCAACGACAGCAAUGCCGAGCGGCUGCGUAGCGUGGUGGGGAACUUGCACCGGCUGGGGGUCACCAACGCUGUAGUGAGUAACUGCGAUGGACGCCAGUUCCCCAAGGUGCUUGGAGGGUUCGACCGUGUCUUGCUUGACGCUCCUUGUAGCGGAACAGGCGUCAUUUCGAAGGACCCUGCUGUCAAAACCAACAAGGAUGAGAAAGACAUCCUGCGCUGUGCUCACCUGCAGAAGGAGCUGAUCCUUAGCGCUAUAGAUUCGUGUAAUGCUGCCUCAGAGACAGGGGGCUACAUUGUCUACUGCACUUGCUCCAUCAUGGUGGAGGAGAAUGAGUGGGUUGUAGAUUACGCCCUGAAGAAACGCAACGUUCGUUUGGUGGCCACAGGCCUGGACUUUGGCAAGGAAGGCUUCACCAGGUUCAAGGACCGUCGCUUCCACCCCUCCCUCAAGUCUACGCGACGCUUCUAUCCCCACACGCACAAUAUGGAUGGGUUCUUCAUUGCCAAGUUCAAGAAAUUCUCCAAUGCCAUCCCCCAGGCACAAAAAGAUGAAGAACCUGCUGUGACAGCAGCAACUCCGUCCGCUGUUCCUGAUACUGUCAUGGAGCCUCAGCCAAAAAAGAAAAAACUUGAGGGAUCAAAAGCUGGCAAAGAGCAGAAGCAACCACAGCCUGCUUUGAAGAAGAGGCAUUCAUUGCAGGCACAGAGGAGACCUUUGAAGGCUGGCCGGCCUUCUCCCAAAAUGAUGCGUCCUCAAGUCUCUACCAGGAAGAAACAUAGAGUGAAACCCAAUGGACAGUGA